GGAAGCGAUCAUUUGAGGAAAUAUCCCGGUAGUGAAUUUACAACCGAGAGUUAAGACGGACCUUGUCGUGACAUUUGGAUAUCCUAGGAAACUUGUGCAGCUAUAACAGACCUAAUUAAGGUUUGCCAGGAUGGUGGUGCUUUCCAAGGAAUACGGAUAUGUGGUGCUGACCGGUGUCGCCAGCAUGAUCAUGGUCGGACAUCUGGCCGUGAGAGUCGGCAAAGCCCGGAAGAAGUACAACGUUCGGUAUCCUCAGAUGUACAGCGAUGACCCGGAAACCGGAAACAUUUUCAACUGCAUCCAGCGUGCACACCAGAACACCCUGGAGUUCUACCCUGCCUUUCUUUUCUGCCUGGCUGUCGGUGGACUGCACCAUCCUCGUCUAUCGAGUGGACUCGGAGUAGUGUGGAUCCUCGGCAGAGAGGCGUACGCACAUGGGUACUCAACAGGAGAUCCUAAGAAAAGAAUGAGGGGAGCGUUCGGGUCAUGGGCGUUGAUCGGGAUGAUGCUGACCACCCUCCGCUUCGGCUGCCACCUGGUGGGCUGGACUGGACCGCCGUUUGGACGUUUCCGUAGCAUAAACUGUCAUUAAGGACGAAGACCUCAGGCCGGGUUCACUCAAUCAUUAUUCUAAUCAUAACCACUGUACAUCGUGCAAAACGUUGCAACACGUGUGCUAAUCUCUGGCCAGUGUAACAGUUAAAGUCAAAGCCAAGUUCAUGUUGUGAAGUGAUCCGACUGGUUCUGCAGAAGAGAAACAGCCCAGUUUAGAUACUGGCUGUAUGGCAGGGUGGCACUCCCAUCACAUACAGGAGCUGUCGGUUUGUCUUUCAUCAUUUCUAACUCCAUCCUGAUUUAGAACUUGUAAUCAACAGGCCACGCGACUCCUAAUAUCAAGUGUUUUCUUGCAAUAAAAAAAAGGGGAUCAUGCUGUAUUACAAAAGCCAGUUCCAGAGGAGAAACUAACCCUCAAAGUUUGAUGCACUUGGUGUUAAAAUAUCACCCUAAUUUUUGCUGAAAGAGACAUAUUUUGUAUGUUAGUGAAUAACUAAAAAUGGUUCAAUGUAUUGCUUUUGUCAAUUAAAAGAAAAUCAUAAUUCCAA
Molecule: messenger RNA, 1103 nt
Organism: Stegastes partitus (bicolor damselfish)
Lineage: Eukaryota; Metazoa; Chordata; Actinopteri; Pomacentridae
Gene: mgst3a
Product: microsomal glutathione S-transferase 3a
Exons: 6
Coding region: 131-592 (153 amino acids)
Cellular component (GO): nuclear envelope; membrane; endoplasmic reticulum
Molecular function (GO): glutathione transferase activity; glutathione peroxidase activity
Source: RefSeq, a predicted model, not a curated record